Molecule: messenger RNA, 1779 nt
Organism: Menidia menidia (Atlantic silverside)
Lineage: Eukaryota; Metazoa; Chordata; Actinopteri; Atheriniformes; Atherinopsidae
Source: the annotation of a GenBank genome assembly
GGCUUGGCAGUCACUCUCCAUUCGGCAUACAAACAAUUGCACAAGGAUCAGUCAUUCAGUUUUCCACAGCCUGUCCACAUUGAAUUAAGAUAGCUGGGAUCUGAGCUGGUAUGCAAACCAUUGUGCUGCUGGUAUGGGUACUGGGAGCAUCACUGGCACUGCCAGACCCAGACAAACCAGACAAGCUUGGAGCUCAACAUGUACUGCAGUGCUCGGAACUUUACACAAGUACCGACCGACAUGCCCCCGUCAACUCACUCUCUUUGGAUGGAUGGAAAUUUGUUCACCUCCCUCCCAGCAGCAUCUUUCAGGGAUCUAACCAAUCUGGACUUUCUGAAUCUGCAGAAUGGUCAACUGAUGACCCUUGACCCUCAGGCUUUCAAAGGCCUCAGGUCCCUUGCGCACAUCCAUCUUGAGCGAAAUCGAAUCCGGGCUUUACCAGGCACAAUCUUCCAGAACACACCUAACCUAGCGUCACUUAGUCUGCAUAACAACCAGAUAAGUCGUAUUGAGGAAAGACUCUUUUCUGGGCUGUCGCACAUGUGGCUUCUUAACUUGGGCUGGAACUCCCUGACAGUCUUACCGGAGACGGCUUUCCAUGACCUACAAGGUCUGCGGGAGCUCAUUCUGGCAGGAAACAGACUUGCUUACUUGCAGCCACAGCUCUUCCAAAACCUUGCUGAGCUUAAAGAGCUAGAUCUGACAGGGAAUUACCUAAAGGUCAUUAAAGCCAAUGUAUUUGUAAAACUCACUAAACUGCAGAAACUCUAUUUGGCCCAAAAUCAGAUUGUGACCGUGGUACCCCGAGCUUUUAUGGGCAUGAAGUCGCUCAGGUGGCUGGAUAUGACGAAUAACAAGCUGACCUCCCUCCACGACGACACGUUCUUGGGCCUCCACAGUUUGCAUGUACUGCGUCUUUCCAACAACUCUAUCAAUGCUAUUAGGCCCAGGACUUUCCGUGACCUGCAGUACUUGGAAGAACUACGACUCAGCUACAACAGAAUCCGGGCUCUGGGAGACAGGAUCUUUGAAGGGCUUAGCCACCUCGAGGUCCUCGAACUCGAACACAAUCAAGUGCAGGAGGCACAAAUGGGUAGUUUCACAGGCUUGUCUCAUGUGGCUGUCAUUAACCUGUCAGGGAGCUGCUUUCCCAGCCUGCCAGACCAAAUGUUCAAAGGUCUGUCAAAGCUUCACAGCCUACAUUUGGACAGAGGCUGCCUAACAAGGAUCACAGCUCAGGCUUUCACUGGACUCUCCGGUUUACGCAGGCUUUUCCUUCAACACAACAAUAUCUCUGUGUUGGAGUAUCGGAGCUUUGUGGAUCUGGUAGGCCUACUGGCACUGGACUUGAGCUUCAAUAAGCUGGACGUACUUCCAACCAACACUUUCUCUGGCCUCAAGAAUUUGGAGUACUUGCUGUUGUCCAACAACGAAUGUAGACAGUUUCUGCAGAACGGAACGAAGCAGUCACUUCCAAGGCUCCGUUAUUUAGAUCUGAGGGCCAACUCCUUGGCAAACAUGGUCCCUAAUUUCUCUGAGAGCAUGGAAAAACUUUUGCUAUCAGGAAACCGGUGGAAAUGUGACUGCAGCGUACUCACACUCAGAAGCUUCAGUUUGAGGAACCCUAUGGUGGUACCUCGGCAAGUGGAGACCCACGCAGAGGGGGAAGAGCCUGACACAACCAUCACCAUAUAUAACAACAUCACAUGCACCAGUCCAACACGUCUAGCUGGUCAGGACCUUCGGGACGUGGAUGGGGAUUUCUUUCAAAGCUGCUAA